Malus domestica (apple) is the source of this 1866-nucleotide messenger RNA. The record is from RefSeq and is a predicted model, not a curated record. Lineage: Eukaryota; Viridiplantae; Streptophyta; Magnoliopsida; Rosales; Rosaceae.
AUGAUAACCAGUAGCAGUUGUGUCGGUACAUUUUGCCCGCGGGUCCUCAGGACGGCUGGGCUGCUGACUUUCACUCUCCGCCGGCGGCGUCUGACCACCGCCUGCUCUGUUUCAGCCACCAAGACUAAAGAGAAGGAGAAGGUGAUAGUGGUAUCUGGGCCCACCGGCUCCGGGAAGACUCGCCUCGCUCUGGAGCUCGCUAAGCGGCUCAAUGGAGAGAUUAUAAGCGCCGACUCCGUCCAGGAUACUGGGGAAAAGGGGAAGAAAAUGGGAAAAUUUAGCUUCUUUCGAACUAAGCAGCAAACUGGAAGGUAUAUCGGGGUCUUGAUAUUGGAUCUGCCAAGCCUUCGCCAGCUGAAAGACAGGCAGGAGCCUUUCAGUUUAUCUUACAUUGCCGAUUCAUAUAGCCGACCCCACUUGGUGGGAAAAGGCUUUGUUGUUGUUGUUGUUGAGGAGCCUUUCAGUUGGACAACGUCUCCCUUUGCAUUCUAUUCUCAACUGGAGGUGCCACAUCAUCUUGUUGGCAUACUGCACCCAUCUGAAGCCUUUCUAGAGAUUGCAUCUGAAGUGUAUUCCGAUUUAGAGGACCUACAGAAAAAUGACGACUGGGAUGCAGCUGUGGAGUUGGUGGUCAAGGCAGGUGACCCAAAGGCUCAACUUUUGGCUGCUAAUGACUGGUAUCGAUUAAGACGCAGCCUUGAGAUUAUUAUGUCUAGUGGAUCACCUCCAUCUGCAUUUCAAAUGCCGUAUGAUUCUUUCCGGAAACAGUGUGAUGCAAAUGACGCUAGUCCUUCAACUGAUGUUACGGAGGAAGUAAAAUCAAAGGAAUUGGACUAUGAUUUUAUUUGUUUUUUCCUCUCAAGCAAAAGAGUUGAUCUUUAUAAAUCAAUUGACUACCGAUGUGAAGAUAUGCUAUCAGGAAGUGAUGGCAUCUUGUCGGAAGCUAAUUGGCUUCUUGAUUCGGGUCUUCUUCCAAAUUCAAAUUCAGCAACCAGAGGAAUUGGUUACAGACAAGCUAUGGAGUAUCUGUUGAUGUGUAGGCAGCAAGGAGUUAGUUUUCCAAGAGAGUUCUACAAUUUUUUAUCUGAAUUUCAGAAAGCAUCUCGAAAUUUUGCAAAACGGCAGUUAACAUGGUUUCGCAACGAGCAUAUCUAUAACUGGCUUGAUGCUUCCAAACCCUUGGAAACAGUGCUCGACUUCAUUUAUGAUGCAUACCAUGAAAACACCGAAAAUUUGGUUGUGCCUGAAUCACUGAGGAUGAAGAAAGAAUUAACAAGUCAUCGAGAAGUUGCCGAACUAAAGGCUUAUCGACCUAAAAAUUGGCAUUUUAUCAGACGCGAAGAUUGUUCAGACAUUCUAGACUGGAUAAGAAAAACACAGUGCUCCAACAACAAAUCGGAACUUGAUCAUUCACUUCAUUGAGGUUCAAUCUUUGCCAAACCAACCAGUGUUACAUGAUCAUCCACUAUUCCACCUGAGUUGUGCUCAGUAUGUCUCUGUCGGAUCAGAAAAUCUCACGAAACAACUCCGGAAAGGUUAGUCUUUGAUGCUCUGGCUUAAACCGGUUGUUCAUUUCUUAAGGCUCCACCGAUGUAUCGCUGCAGCCGGCCGAGGACUACAUCGGAAUCAUUUUGUGAGAACUCAUUAUUCAACAUAUGGGAUUUCAAAGUCUUGACAUUAGCUCUCUGCAAUUGUUAAAAUAGCAUGAAAAGUUUUGAGUUUGAUUGUAAUUUUGUUCACCACUUAAAAUGUUAUAAAAUUGUAAUUUAUAGUGAUUUGGUGAAUAAAUCCACAUGAUUACUAAUCGUUUAACAAUGGACAAAGUGCAUGUGGUGUAAUAUCCUAAUGGAUAGGGUGUUGGAUUUC